Molecule: messenger RNA, 549 nt
Organism: Tinamus guttatus (white-throated tinamou)
Lineage: Eukaryota; Metazoa; Chordata; Aves; Tinamiformes; Tinamidae
Source: RefSeq, a predicted model, not a curated record
CACCCCCUCGCAGGCCGCAACGAGCCCCUGAAGAAGGAGCGUCCCAAGUGGAAGAGUGACUACCCCAUGACGGACGGGCAGCUGCGCAGCAAGCGGGACGAGUUCUGGGACACGGCGCCUGCCUUCGAGGGCCGCAAGGAGAUCUGGGACGCCCUCAAGGCGGCCGCCUACGCCGUGGAGGCCAACGAGCACAGCCUGGCCCAGGCCAUCCUGGACGGCGCCAGCAUCACCCUGCCCCACGGGUCGCUGACCGAGUGCUACGAUGAGCUGGGCAACCGGUACCAGCUGCCCGUGUACUGCCUGGCGCCGCCCGUCAACCUGAUCCUGGAGCGGAGCGAGGAGGAGAGCGUGGAGCCCGUGCAGCCGCUGCCCCACGACCUGCGGGGGUAGGGGGCCUGGCAGCGCUGGUUCUUCUCCGGGAAGCUGCUCACCGACCGCACGCGCCUGCAGGACACCAAGAUCCAGAAGGAUUUCGUCGUGCAAGUGAUCGUGAACCAGCCGCUGCCGCCCAGGAACUGAGCGCCCGCCUGCACAGGCCCGGCAGAACGG